Baudoinia panamericana UAMH 10762 is the source of this 2423-nucleotide messenger RNA. RefSeq lists its product as uncharacterized. The record is from RefSeq and is a predicted model, not a curated record. Gene Ontology annotation, molecular function: transmembrane transporter activity. The coding region runs from base 446 to 2080 and encodes 544 amino acids. The transcript has 5 exons. Gene Ontology annotation, biological process: transmembrane transport. NCBI's taxonomy places the organism in Eukaryota, Fungi, Ascomycota, Dothideomycetes, Mycosphaerellales, Teratosphaeriaceae.
GUAUCUGCGACUUAAUCAAUCGAACCUGAUAAUCAAAUUCGUCUCGUGCUGCUUAUUAUCACUUGUGCUUCCCACCUGUACUGCGCCGUCUUCCGCUGCCACAUGGCAUUUAGUUGCCCUAGCACGCUUAGGGAGCAGUAAAGGUGCCCUAAGACUGCCCGACCGCGAAGCUACCCGAACGGUCUGGACCCGGGGUUCGUGGCACCAGAUAACCUGUGCAGCGUUUGCAGCUUCCCUCCGCUUUCCCCACUCCAACCUUGUCCAUAUUGAGGACCCGAGACUCAUCCCCACACUCACAGGACGCUAUCUCGCCCGAAACGGACACUGGGCUAUAGUGUAUGAAGUAGCAUACGGCCUGAGCAAUCAUAAUAACACCCAGUUCCGCAGCACUCUGGCAUGUGCGUCGUUCACGACUGCUCCCUGAUUCAAGCAUCCAAGCAACACAAUGUCUGGCUUCGCAUAUGCCUUUUCUUUGUCCAAAGAGGCUGUGAAGACCGCGACACCGCCAGGGACUGCAAAACUUAUUGAUCAUGACUUGGUGAGGACAAUCAGUGGCCAUCAUUCUCAAACUGUCGACCAUAUCCGACUCGUUCCCCAGCCGUCGCGAGAUCCAGCAGAUCCAUUGAACUGGUCAAAAUGGCGCAAAGUAGCAACACUGUUCUGCGUUUCGCUAUACCCAUUCGUUGCCAAUAUCACCUCGGCGUCCUUAGCCAGUGCAUUGCCGUUCUUGGCCGCUGAGUUCAUGCCUCCCAUUCCACCUCCGGACCUUGGGCACUUGAUUGCUGUCAAUGUGUUGAUGUUCGGUGGUGCUAACAUCUGGUGGGUGCCCAUGGCCAAUAUUUUCGGAAGGAGACCUGUUAUCCUACUCAGCCUUUUGAUUUUGACGGUGUGCUCCGUAUGGGCGGCCAAAGCAACGACGUACAACAGCUUACUCGCAGCCCGGAUCUUCCAGGGCAUCGGCGGCGCCGCUUCCGACACCCUGUGCCCAAACGCUGUUGGGGAGAUCUUCUUCCGCCACCAGAGAGGCCGCGCUAUGGCCAUUUACACAGUCUUCCUCGCUCUGGGUCCCAUUAUCGGUGGCAUUGUCGGAAGCUACAUUGCGGCAGCUCACGGGUGGCGUUGGUCGCAAUGGCUGAACGUUAUCCUCUCGGCCUUCACCUUGGUCUGCUGUGCUUUAUUGCAGGCUGAGACUCUCUUCGACCGAAACGCCGCUAUUGCCGGAGUUACAGAACGUCGCAAUACUCAUGAAGACCCUGAAGGACACCUACACUUCGAGAAGCAGAAUGAUGUACGCCAGGAACAAGUGGAGCCACAUACCGGGCAUACCUACCAGUCUUUCUCAUUCGACCAAUCGCUCCGCGUGGGAAUGUAUCGCGGAAAUGUCGUCAAGGAGUUCUUGGCUCCGUGGUUGACACUGAGACUGCCCGCCGUCUGGGUGGUAAUGCUGCAUUAUGGCGGUCUUGUGGGUGGCAUUGUCACAAUCUCCACGAUCGGACCGCAACUUGUUAGCAUGCCACCAUACGACUGGGGUAAGAAUGCUGGCUUGAUUAAUGUUGGAGGUCUGAUCGGAACGGUGCUCGGUGCAGCUUUCACGUACCUCAUCGCGGACCGCUUGACCAAACGUCAAGCACAACAUGAAGAACACGGCCUAAGCGAACCAGAGUCACGACUGCCAGCCCUCAUGCCUGGUCUGUUUCUGGCGGUGACAGGACUCUGGAUGUUUGGCUUCUGCGCCGCAAACCCGUCGCAUGCCGCAUGGGUUGGGCUAGAAGUCGGUUAUGGGAUGCUCACCUUUGGGCUGAUGCAAGUUCCCUCCAUCGACUUCAACUACAUAAUCGAAGCUUAUCCUGCGCUAAGCGGCGACUGCUUUGUUAUGAUCACCUGCCUACGUGCAGUCAUUGGCUUCGCCUGGACGUUCUUCGUUGGAGAGUGGAUCCAAAAGGCAGGUCCUGCCGAGCCGUUUGGGAUCUUCGGGAUGCUACUCGGUGUCUUUGCCCUGCUCACCGUGCCGCUCUACCUUUAUGGCAAGCGCGUAAGGAUUGCAACAAAGAAGUGGGCACUGGGGCCAGAGCAUCAUUGAUCAAUUACGAUGUUCAAUCGGCAUCGCUCACCUCGCACCAAAGAACAUAGCUUCGGCAAUGUGCAAUACUCUACGCUCCCUGGUCCUCUCAUCAAUUGCUUCAAGGGGCAUGGACGGCCACCGCCUCUGAAGGAGGCUAAGUCGCCAUUGUUGGUGUCUGCCCACCUGCGCGAGAUACUGCUUGACUCUGCACUAGGUGCUUCUUCUUCUCGAUCAGAUCCCGCUUGCGCAAUGGCGAGCCAGUGUACUCGAGCGUAGCUACAUGCAAAGCAGCUAUAACCUCAUCCACUUCAAGUCGCUGUCGUUCGUCGUCCGAUCCCAUCUGUUAUAGUCACAACACGCU